UCCCGCGUCGGCCAGUGUGAGAAGCAGCGAGUAGGCGACGCCGCUGCAACUGUGGCGCGUCCGAUCUCCGGGCCGUGCGUGGCCUCACUGCCGGGAACCGCGCCCCAGUUAUUUUCUCCAGAAAGAAGAAAACAUUGAUACCUUGCAUCCUGGAAGUUCAUUUAGGAAUCUGAAAUCAGGGACUUCUUUAUAAUUUGGACAUGGCUAAUCGAGGAGCAACAAGACCCAACGGGCCAAAUACUGGAAAUAAAAUAUGCCAGUUCAAACUGGUACUUCUAGGAGAGUCUGCUGUUGGCAAAUCAAGUCUGGUGCUUCGCUUUGUGAAAGGCCAAUUUCAUGAGUUUCAAGAGAGUACCAUUGGGGCUGCCUUUCUAACCCAAACUGUGUGUCUUGAUGACACAACAGUAAAAUUUGAAAUAUGGGAUACAGCUGGCCAAGAACGGUAUCAUAGCCUAGCACCAAUGUACUACCGAGGAGCACAAGCCGCCAUAGUUGUGUAUGAUAUUACAAAUGAGGAGUCCUUUUCGAGAGCAAAAAACUGGGUUAAAGAACUUCAAAGGCAAGCGAGUCCUAAUAUUGUGAUAGCUUUGUCAGGAAACAAGGCUGACUUAGCAAAUAAAAGAGCUGUUGACUUCCAGGAAGCACAGUCCUAUGCAGAUGACAACAGCUUAUUAUUUAUGGAGACAUCAGCUAAGACACCAAUGAAUGUAAAUGAAAUAUUUAUGGCAAUAGCUAAAAAGCUGCCAAAGAACGAACCACAAAAUCCAGGCGCAAACUCAGCCAGAGGACGAGGAGUAGACCUUACUGAGCCUGCACAGCCAGCCAGAAGCCAGUGUUGUAGUAACUGAACUCCAGUGUCAACUUCCUAAAUGGCAAAAACCAUGGAAUUGGGAGCAUUUAGCCGGCCCAGUGUGACUUCCAAAAAGAGACUAUGGUAGAAUCAAGUUUCUAAUACUGAAUUAUUUUGAGUGUUUUGAACUUAAUUUUUAAUAACAUGCAUGUGUUCCUCCAGCAGUAGAAAGGAAAAUGAGAACUGUGUAUACACUUGUUCCAUGGGAAAUUGCAGGGGAACAGUUCAUCUCCAGUGGGCAUGGACCCACUCUUAACCCACCCAGUCUCCAAACUGGGAUGAUAGUCAGGUAUGGAAGAUUCAAAAUUACUAAUGUAUGCUUUAGAAAAACAUUUUUAGAAGACUAAAAAUAUUUAUGCUUAGCAACAAAAGCCAAGCAAAUGGUAAUUUUCUUUGAUUGUCUUAAAAAGCCUACAUUUCACAUAUUAAUAAAGUAAUCCCAAGAAAACAGUCCUAUAUCUCCAGAAAGAAGGAAUAUUGGUGGCAUCUUAAUUUUAUUCAGUCAUGUUACUUCUUAAAAUUUAAUUGAAGAAAAAAAAGUCAUGUAACCCCAUCCUGUUUUAGGAAUAUAAAAACUGAUAAGUGCAUUUUAAUGGAUAGUGGUCCCUUCAUAGGAGCUUCUUUUUAAGACAAAGUGGAAACAAACCAGGUAUCUGCUUUCUAUUUAAUCACUGUUGGCUAUUACAUAGAGGUCUGUCUAGAACAGGGAGGGGGCUCUGCUUCCCUUUGGACAUGAUUAGUCAGUGCACUAACCAUUAUGUACAUUCAAACUUGAUUAUUUUAAAUAUUCAGCUGUACUGUAAAUAGAGUACUGCAUUGUAGUCUCCAUAUGUUUAUUAUUUCCUGUAAUAUUUAAGAAUUGCCUAAACAUAUACAAAAUGUACAGUUACUAAAACAGCUAAUUAUUUCUUUCUCCCCCUAUGAAAGGAAGGGGCUUUGCUGUUCUUACAUGCUAGAACCAUAAUAAACACCGUACUUGCAAUUUGUAACGUAAGUAUUACAAUGUUAUUAGUAAUCUUGAAGCCUUGUUUUUUGAAGUCCAUUUUAUUUUAAUCAGUAUAUUGCACUAAUUAUUUUAGGUAUUUUCAUUAUAUGAAAUCUACCAUGUGUCAGAUGAUUUAAUCUAUUUAAGUGUUGAUCUGCUAGCAGAACGUGUACAUUUUACAGUAACUCAAAAUUAGUAAGGAGAACAGCUCACCAGUGUUUAGUUUUAUAUUGAGGUGCUCAGGUUGGAAUAAAGUGGUGUAAAAAGCAAAAAAAAAA
Molecule: messenger RNA, 2113 nt
Organism: Rattus norvegicus (Norway rat)
Lineage: Eukaryota; Metazoa; Chordata; Mammalia; Rodentia; Muridae
Gene: Rab5al1
Product: Rab5a, member RAS oncogene family-like 1
Cellular component (GO): endosome membrane; early endosome membrane; phagocytic vesicle membrane
Molecular function (GO): GTP binding; GTPase activity; G protein activity
Source: RefSeq, a predicted model, not a curated record